UUAUCGAGGGUCCACAAUAUAAACGCACGCCUUCCCGUAAACAAUUUCCUGUCCAGUCUCGGAAUUAGGAACCCUAAUCAAUUCGAUACAAGAUCUUAUGUCCAAAUUGAGAAUCUCAGGAAUGAGACGCGCUCUGGUAUUUCUUCCGUUAUUGGCGGGGAUAUAUUUAUCUUCAAUUGGCGUUCUCUGCAGCUCGGUCAUCACCAGCCCAUCUCUCAAGGGUUUCAACGUCCUCAAACCUCUUUUGCCACCCUUGCCCAAACUCGAGGUAGCAAUAGUGGCGGAUUUGGAUGGAACCAUAUAUUGUUUGGACCCUGAUUCAAGGAAAAUUCUGUGGUCGUUUGCGUCGGGCCGGCCGACUUACUCUUCAUAUCAGGCAUUUCUCGAGGAUGAAGAUGGUAAAAGUAAUGUUUCUGACCCAAACAAUGACUUCUACAUUGACUGCGACGAUGAUUGGGCACUCUAUCUGCAUAGCAAGAGCUUUGGGAAAGUGAAGCUUGCAUUCAGUGCUGAAGAAUACGUUAGAAAUGCUCCAUAUGUAUCAGAGGAUGGAGGAGUCACAUUAGGAACAAAGAAAACCACUGUGUUCCUUGUUGAUUUCAAGUCCGGAAAAGUAGUUUAUACAUAUAAGUUGAAUGAGUCUCCUUCCACAUCAGGGGUUCGAGGUGCGGAAGAAAACCCUGUUUUAUCGGAAGAAGAUGCUGAGGAAUUGGUUGAGUCUGGUGCUUUGAACUUGGAAACUGUUGAGCAGCCGCUUUAUAUUAAGAGGAUAGAUUAUGUAUUGCAGCAUUAUUCUCCACACAAUGGCAAAGUUUUGUGGAAUUUGGCAUUUGCUGAAUUUGAUGCUGCUUUUCGGUAUCCAAAAAUUGAGAGUUCUUAUGGUGGGAUUUCUCCUAAAACAGGGAAAGAGCUUAGUGAAGAGUAUGGGGGUGAUGUCGAUUCGCAAAUGCUUUAUCAGUUAGCACCAGUUGUCUUUCGAAUUCGCGAUCAUAGAUUGACAGAAUCUCUUUCUGUAUUUGAUAGAUUAAAUGACAAUUCUGGAGGUAGACCACUCCCUCUGCCUGCUCCCGGUCACAAUUCUCUCUCAAGGGUAAUUGACCGAUUACAGCUGCCUCCUCACGAAAAUGAAGGCACACAAAUGCUCACUUUGCCCACUCCUGAAAAUAAGAACUCUGUGAUCAUGGUUGUGCAAGAUGGAGAUGCCAAUGAAUCUACUAUCUCGAGAAAACCUGCUGAAAUUAUGUCUAGUUCUCAUACGAGUUAUAUUAUUUCCUUUCUUCUGGCUCUUAUAUCCAUUAUGGGCUUUGUGUUUUAUCAAUAUGUAGCCUUUGGAGAGCAGCUUAACUCAAAUAAGCAUGGGGAGGAACUCAAAGUACAAGCAGGGGCUCCCAGAAAAAAGAGAAGUCGGAGAUUGGGGAGCAAUAAAAAACUUGCCAUGAAUCAGAAAAUGCCAAAAGACAUCUCAUACAUGAAUAAGGUUGGAGAGACUAAAGGAGUUGUGCUAACGAUUAAUGAUAUUGUAGAUGGUCAUGUAGAGGGACGUAGGAUCGGUAAGUUAGUAGUUUCUAACAAAGAAAUUGCUAAGGGAAGCAAUGGUACUGUUGUACUUGAGGGAAUUUAUGAUCGUCGUCCAGUAGCUGUUAAACGCCUUGUGCAGACCCAUCAUGAUGUGGCUUCAAAAGAGAUUCAGAAUCUUAUUGCUUCCGACCAUCAUCCAAAUAUUGUCCGUUGGUAUGGGGUGGAGUAUGACCAAGAUUUCGUCUACCUCUCUCUGGAGCGUUGUACUUGUAGCUUAAAUGAUUUGAUUUUCUCAUGCUCUGAAUCUUUUCAAAGUCAAGUAAUUAUGAAGGAUCAGGAUUCCAACUUGAAUGAGUUUGAUGUCCAAUUACAGUCGCUGAAGGAUAUUGAAUUGUGGAAGAAGAACGGAAACCCUACACCCCAGUUGCUGAAAUUAAUGAGAGAUGUGGUUUCUGGGCUUGCCCAUUUGCAUGAGCUUGGAAUUAUACAUCGAGACCUAAAACCUCAAAAUGUUCUUAUAAUAAAGGAGAGGUCCUUCUGUGCAAAGCUUUCAGAUAUGGGUAUUAGCAAACGCCUUAGUGGGGGCAUGUCUUCCUUAACCCAGCAUGCUACUGGUUGUGGGAGUUCGGGUUGGCAAGCACCUGAAAUACUUCUCCAUGGGCGCCAAACACGUGCUGUGGAUUUGUUCAGCUUAGGCUGUGUUCUCUUUUUUUGCGUCACAGGGGGUAAACACCCCUAUGGUGACAGUAUUGAACGUGAUGUCAAUAUUGUGAACAAGCGCAAAGACUUAUUCUUGGUGGAGAAUAUACCAGAAGCUGUCGAUCUUUUCUCUCAUCUCUUGCAUCCCAUCCCAGAUAUGAGGCCAAGGGCUAUGGACGUAUUGCAUCAUCCUUUCUUUUGGGAUUCUGAGAUGCGACUCUCUUUUCUUCGAGAUGUUAGUGAUCGUGUUGAAUUGGAAGACAGGGAGAAUGAAUCGGAGCUUUUAAAUGCAUUAGAAAGCACUGCAGCAGCGGCAUUGAAAGGGAAAUGGGAUGAAAAGAUGGAAACUGCAUUUGUCAAUAACAUUGGCCGCUACAGGCGAUACAAGUAUGAUAGUGUUCGAGACUUGUUGCGCGUCAUAAGGAACAAAUUAAAUCAUUACAGGGAGCUUCCUCAAGAAAUUCAGGAAAUUUUGGGGCCAGUACCUGAAGGGUUCGACAGUUAUUUUUCAAGCCGAUUCCCAAGGCUCUUAAUUGAGGUUUAUAAUGUGAUGUACAUGUACUGUAAAGAGGAGGAAUUCUUUCGAAAAUAUAUAAACGAAAAUCUAAUUUAAUUAAGAAAUAUAUAUAAUGUGUAUAUAAUGACUAUUUAAUUUAAUUGCUACUGCUUCACUGUCAGUUUUUCCUUCUUCAUCUGUUGUAUUUUUUAGAUUUCAACUUUCCACAGUUGUGAAUAUAAAAAUACGAUCAUAUCUCAUACA
Juglans microcarpa x Juglans regia is the source of this 2977-nucleotide messenger RNA. RefSeq names its product serine/threonine-protein kinase/endoribonuclease IRE1b. The record is from RefSeq and is a predicted model, not a curated record. Gene Ontology annotation, cellular component: IRE1-TRAF2-ASK1 complex. Gene Ontology annotation, molecular function: ATP binding; protein serine/threonine kinase activity; RNA endonuclease activity. The transcript has 6 exons. Lineage: Eukaryota; Viridiplantae; Streptophyta; Magnoliopsida; Fagales; Juglandaceae. The coding region runs from base 98 to 2830 and encodes 910 amino acids. Gene Ontology annotation, biological process: intrinsic apoptotic signaling pathway in response to endoplasmic reticulum stress; IRE1-mediated unfolded protein response; mRNA processing.